UCAUUUAUAUAUCUAAGCGUUGGAUAUUAGUCAGAACACCGACAUUUGCAACUGUCAAGAUGGGGACCCUGCUCUUCGGGUCUGUUGCCUUUUUGGUGGUCCACAUUUGUGUAGGCAGCCUGUUGUGUGACUGGAAGCAAUUCGACGAUCCCUGUUCCUGGAGCAAUUAUGAUAAGCUUGACAAUUUUCGGCGAAACCAAAAUGAACAUUUAAUGGCAGGACAAAAACCACUGUGCGACAAUGCUUUAAUGUCAAAGUGGUUUCGAUUUAUUGGCCGGGCAGGAGACAGGAUGGCAGAUUCGACCGCCAAUCUUAUGAGCGGGUCUUGCAACACCAAUUGGCCAAUAUUUUUGAAAGGAACUCACCCCAAACUUUCCGAUCUAUCAUGUAACGAAAUAGUUCCCAGUGAAGGGUGCAUUGUUUACGAUGGUAAAACGUACUGUCGUGCAGAUCGUGUUACCAUAGAUAUCAAAAUAAAAAAAUGCUGUGUAGGAGCUGCCGAAUUCUUCAUAUACAGAUCCUCCCAUGAUGUGAUUUGUGAUUCAGCAUUUUGUGGAGCAGGUAGCAGUUUACAGUGCAACGGCAGUGAUGUACUAUACGUUGACAAAGAUGAAAAUGCGGAAAAAUGCAAAGCUCCAUACCCCAGGAUGAUUGGUCUUCCUAAAAUAUCAGAUCCAGAAGUGGAUGACGACGACUUUGCCAUAUAUUGCCAAGUGACAUUUGAUGCAAAUAGUGGAAACAAUGAAUCAGCUUUAUUUAACGUUCAAUUUCUCUUCAAUGGAGAGAACGCGUUGCACGCAAUUGCGGAUUGCUCUACUGGAUUUCGGGCAAAACUCACCUCUAAGUCCAUUGCUAAACACAUUGGAAAACAUGUAAACUGCAGAGUUAAUGCUAGCUGGAAGGAAUCUAGGCGACAAGAAACCAGUUUUACAUAUAGUGCCAACAGUUAUUUUGCUGGAAUAAAGGUUUUCAAGUAUCAGACGUUCGAGGAAGUAAGAAACAUAAACCUAUCAAAAGAUAAAAUGCAACCUUUUAGGAUCGAACUGGCGACCUAUAUUCCUAUUACUAAAACGUCUCACAGUUUUGACAUGCUUAAUUUCACACUGAGUACAGCAAGUGACAUAAGCACUGAAGCAUGCUAUAGUGCCUUUUCGCAAUGGACAGGCGAUGAAACGUUCCCAAUAAGAUCUUCGCCUGCUAUCACCGUUUAUCCAGUUUUCGACGGCAGCAUAAAACCAGAAGGAUCUCUUCGUUUACUAACCUUUGAUCGACAAUCGCUCAAUACACCAUGGGACCCCAACAAAAGCAUUUGGCACGGAUUCAGAUUAGGUGGCAUCCCGAUCACAUUAAAAGAAGCAAGUCCAGGAGAAUGUACUUCAGUAACUGAUCCCCAUUUCAAAACGUUUGAUAAUACCCUUUUUGAUAACCAAAUAAAGGGAGAAUUUCUUCUUUCCAAGCUAAAUAAAGUAGAAGAAGGUAUCUUCUUUGAGGUGCGAGCAAAACACUGGUCUUGUUUAAACGAUGACAUAGCAUGUAACUGUGGAGUUGCGGCACGCGAAAACGAUGAUAUAUUCAUUGUAGACCUGUGUCACUCUACAUGGCAACAACAUAAGAAUAAAAAUGUUGCACCACUUAUAUGGUACCGUGGAAUUGGUAAUUGCCAGGAUGAAUCGUGUCCUGCUGAAGGAGCAGAUAUAUACAAAGAUACCACUGGAAAAGACUUCACGAUUUCAUUUCCAUCUGGUGCACGGGUCAGGGCUAAAAUCAAUCCGAGAUGGGGUCUAGACCUUACUGUGCAUGUACCAUCAUACUUUGAAGCAAAUGGAUUGGAAGGCUUGUGUGGCGAUUAUGGGCCGAAGCCGGAUAGAACAAGCAAUGACUUCCACUUAGAGCAAAAAAUCAGUCCCUUAAACUCGUACUUUAAUCAUACCAUAAUACCCAAAAGAUCAGGUGUCAACAAAGGGAGAGAAACAAGUUACUGCCACUGUCAAAAAAACGGAAUUGUAUGUGAUUACAAUCGACUGAUAACCGACAGAGGCAAUAUUGAACAAUUGACCCAUAUUACCCCCUAUACACCAAAACAAAGACCCAAUAAUAAAAGACACAAGCGUGAUCUCCGUGCUGGAGAAGACAUCACCGACGAUGAAAUAAAAGAUUUCUCUCGUUAUGAAUAUGAGUUUGAUUUUAACGAAGACAACGUGGUUCCUGUCAUGAAAGACUGGCCGACCCUAGGUGGUAAAACUAAGAAGCAGGUGGAAGAUCACUGCGAUCGAACUAUUCAGGCUUCUCCUAUUUACAAUUUGUGUCAGAAUGUUCCGGAGUUUGACUUUGACUCUAGCAGAAGGCAGUGCAUCGAAGAUAUCAAGCUUACGGAUGAUUACAAGUUUGCUGACAUGGCUGUAGCUUCGAUGGAAUCAUUCUGUCUUCUAACGGCUGAGAAAAUAAAACCACCACCACCUCCACCGCCAACAGAAAUACCAGUUUCUCCAACCAGGGGUCCCCUUCUGCCUGCUCUACCUGCGACAUUUACUACCCCUAAAUCUACUGUUAAACCCUUCAUCAUGCCAGAUCUGGACACAAUAAAAAAAUGGAUUUGUCCAAAUCAAUGUAGUGACCAUGGAGAUUGUGUAGAUGGUACAUGCCAAUGUCACCAAAACUUUACUUCAAAUGACUGUUCUGUGGAAAUGGAUCUUGCGCCAAAAGUAUAUGGUAUUGGCGACGACGGCCUCUGCGACAUUCGACAAAGAAGAUGUGAAGUCAUAAAUCUUGACGUAUCUAACGCUGUGGACGGUGCUAAUCUUACGUGUCGGUUUGUUUUAAAUGAGGUGGAUUUCAGCACAGGGAAGCGCCUUUUUCAAAAGUCUACAUUCGAAACUGUAGGUAAAAUGUUGAGCUUUGCUGAGAUGGUUUGCCCGCUUCCAAAGCAGAAAAUUGAUACCCCACUGAAGGAAACAGCCAUCCGGGGAAAUCCACUGCAAAGUUUUGAUUUGACAAUAAGUAAUGACAAACAGUUUUUUUCUGCAAUCCCAUCCAAUGUGACUAUUUACGACUCUCACUGUAUCGAAUGCAUCGGACAUGCUUGUAUUAGGAAGUCCGACGCUUGCAAGAUAAAUGGAUACUGCUAUGAAGAUGGAGAGACUGACCCGGUUCAUGAAGCCUGUCGCUCGUGCAACAUCAGUGUUGACUUAAAUGGUUGGACUAACACUACAGAACCAACAAUUCCGUGUGCCCAUUGUGACGGACUUCCAUGCAAAUGUGCUGGCGCUAAGUGGAAAUGUGAAUGCAACCCAGGUUUUGUGAACGCUUUGAACGGAACAUGCAUAGAUGUUGAUGAGUGCAAAUACCAGGGCGCAUGUGGACCAAAUUCUGUCUGUUUAAACACACGUGGAAGCUAUAGAUGCCAAUGCAAUGUGGGAUACCGUGCUGUCAAUCGAUCAUAUUGCACAGAUAUCGAUGAAUGCAAAUCAACUAACGCCUGCCUGCCAACCGCCGCUUGCAUCAACGUUCCUGGAAGUUUCAAGUGUCACUGUAAGCCUGGGUACUCUGGAAUAAACUGCACAGAUAUCGAUGAAUGUACUCGAAUGAAUCCUUGUGAUCCAUACAUGGACUGCAUAAACCUUCCAGGCAGUUAUGAAUGCAGAUUCAGAACCAGCGGAUGUCCACGACGUUACGAAAACGUACAUAACAAGUGUCUCCUGAUACAAAACAGCAACAUCAACUUCUCCGAUGCAAGGAUGGCAUGUCUCAGCGAAAGUGGAGAUUUGGUGAUGAUAGAAACGAUUUUCGAAUAUAAAGCCCUUAUUACAAAAAUUCCACGUGCAUCGGGAUUUUAUUGGGUUGGAGUCACUGACACUGAAACAGAGGGGAAAUGGAAAUUUGUUAACGGCGCCGACAUUACAUAUUCACCGAGUUGGGAUCCCGGACACCCUGCCGUUUCUCCUAACGAUGAUGAUUGUGUUGCCAUUAACUCUGGGAGCAGUUACCAAUACGUCGACAAAAAAUGUAGUGAAUCGUUUAAAUUCAUUUGUCAGGCACCAUGGCACAGGCAAAAUAUUUUCGGAUAGAUACAAGAGCAGAUCCUCAACUGAUGCCAAGAAUAAAGUGAUCCUUAGUUAUGUGCAUGUAUUUUGGUAGCAGCCCUUAUAUUGAUUCAUAGAUGCUUAUUUUAAUACGUCAAGUUGAUUACCAAGAAUUAAUUCAUUUAAAUAAACUGUUUCAAGGAGUCUGAAAUAUAGACUGUUGUAUGUUAGUUUCAAAAGGCAUUUUAUAUCCAAACUUGCUUAUAAUUAUAACCCUUUAUGUUGUCUUAAUUAUGCAUCAUUCAUUUGUGGAUGACAUUUAUAGUUACCUUAAAUUCUAUUUGAAGAGAUGAUAUGAAUAUGUUUCAACAAUAUGUUAAACAAAAAUUAUUACAUUUUAUUGAAAUCUUCUUGUUGCAUUGUAAUCAAUAAUCAUUUAAGGUCCAUGCACUA
Molecule: messenger RNA, 4472 nt
Organism: Lingula anatina
Lineage: Eukaryota; Metazoa; Brachiopoda; Lingulata; Lingulida; Lingulidae
Source: RefSeq, a predicted model, not a curated record